ACAUUUUUUUCUUUUUUUUUUAAUAACCUUUUUUAUAGUUUUUAUCUUCUGAAAUUGUCGAAAACAUUUUAAAUUCAUUUCUGUGGUUGGUAGUUAAAGUAGCGUAAUUUUCAACAUAACUAUUUUAUUAACCUGUUGAAGAAUUUUGAUUACUUUCUGAAAUUAGUAUAUUCAAUCCGUUCCGAUAAUAAUGGAGACUCACAAUGAAGGUGAGGAGAAAGUACAAUGCCCUCACGACCCAUCCCACUUUAUCAGGAAAAGCCGCAUGAGCACGCAUUUAGUGAAAUGCAAAAGGAACUAUCCUGAUACGAAGAAAGUAGCAUGUGAUUUCAAUGUUAAUCACAUAAUAGAUGAGCGCGAUAGGCGGAAUCAUCAUGCCAUAUGUCCUGAUAGAAGAGAAAUGGAAAUGGCUGUUCAUUGUGAAGCUGGGCCCCAAAACAAUAGAUUUCCCAUCCCUGAAAUAAAUGUACCCCAAGGAGAAUCAUGGGAUGAUUCUAAUUAUGAGACAUAUGAUCCAAAAAAACGUUGUGAAAAAUUACAAAUAGUUCGACAAGUGGUACUGGAAUCAGCAUCAAAGAAGAAACGUUUCAAGAUGGCCGAAAGAAUGAAAAUGACCCAAUUGAGCAAUCCUGUUACUAGGACGAAUGAAAACAACUCUGAAACUUCAGGAAGGGAUCUACCAGAAACUCGAGAUAAUAUCUUGACGGAAAAUACUCCACCUUCUAAUGAGAACCUCCUGCAGAAGACGAAGAAAAAACAAAAGAAAAAUAAGUAAAAUAGUAUAUGUUUGAAAAUGUAGUUUUAAAUAAGAAUACUUUAGAGGGGGAUUAUGUUUGAGACGAAGUGUUCGCAAGUAGUUUCAUCUAAUAACGUGCGGGAAAUCGCAGGUCAUUACAGACAACAAGCGGACAUUCGAUUGAUAUCCAGUGAACGUUCAAUUUAUAUCCGAAGAAUAUAUUAUGGAUGUCCAGAGUGUACGUACCAACCAAGAUGACCUACAUUUUAAAAAAUCUCAUAUCCACCAAAGGAUAUCCAUUCCAAGUUCAUAUAUCUUAUGGAAACCCAUAGAAUAUUGUGUUCAAUAGGUAUAUUUUAUACUUAUCAGUUGAGCAACAUUUCAACAAAAAGACACAAAAUGUCUCCUAGUUACGCCACUUCGUUCUUAAAUGUUUAAUAGCAUAUUUUUGAAUUAUGUUGCAUCCUCUGAGUAUUAUCGUGACGUGAUAGGAAUACCUACUAUCUAGAUAUUCGUUCUUUUAUGCCAACGACAUCAAAUCUUUUCAACUACUUGUUUUCGAAUAUUUAUAUUAGGUAUGCCCAUAAAUCAAUUCACUUUCAUAAUGUUUCUGGAUUCUUGAAGAAAUAUUUUUCUAUGAUAUACAAUGUGUCCAAAAUAAGGAGAGCCAGCAUGUGAAAAUUGAAAACCCCAGAAGAAACAAAGUCUCAAAUUAGAAAAAGUUGCCUAUUUUAGAUCCUAUUUAAAUGACACCAAAAAGGUUAACUUAUACCGGGUGGUGAUGAGUGGAAAGGGGAAAUGGUCGAAAUAGAAUGGAUGGAAAUGAUAGUGAAGAACAACAAAUCUAAUAAUAUCACUUGAUCUGUUUAAUUUUCUAGACUUUGAAAAAACUACUAUGAGCAAAUUGCAAUAGGUUUUACUCAUUUCUUGUUAUCUCAGCGACUACUUGAAUACUACUGAAACAAAAUAUGUUCUGCCUUUUUUACAGAUAUUUCUUUUGUUCCCUUGAACCGUGGUUGACUGAAUAUUGUUCCUAUAGUACAAAUUCAAUAUGCCAAAACACAGUCUACAUGAAAAAAAUGAAGUUUAUCGUGGAUUUUUGUAGACGAAACGUCAAAAUGAAAAUCUAUAAACGCCAUCUUGCACAGCUUGAGAAGUGUGAAAGUGUUUUUGUUUUUAAUACCUUCUUGAAGAAUAUCAUCAGAUAAAACUGAAACGAAAUUUAUCUGAACCAAUGAGAAUUUUUUUGAUUUCAAAACCUCAUUCGAGUAAACUCUGAAAUGAUCAACAUUUUCAAUUUUAACCGACUUUGUAUCUCUCACGUCUUCUGACUUUUCCCAUGAUGUUACCCUUAUCUUGGACACAGAGUAUACUCCUCGGGUAAUAGCAUUCAAAUUAUACAUCAAAUUACAGUUGAAUGGAGAAAUAAAUAACAUUGAUAUUUUUCCAGAUGGAUUCUAUGAAAGUAUUUCGAAUAUAGUAAACAAAUAUUGAUUAUUCAAUAUGUUUCACUAAGAAACUUGUCCAAAGCCGAGUAAAAGCCGUGAUCUGCAGAUUUGUAUGUCUGAUGUUUCACUCCACAACUGAGACAUUAUCAAAUGCAAUAGGCAACAGACAAAGAGCUCAAGUUGUCCUCACAUCAGAUACUAUAUUUUGAUAGGUAGGAUUUUAAUCGCUAGCAUAAAAUUGAUUUGAAGAAAACGCUUUUCCCACACCAUUUAUACUUAUAAAUCACCUCAGAUAAUGGGGGUCAUCAAAUGAGGUCAAUAAAUUGUUUUUUGUGACGCGUGUUUUCCUAGCCAAGUAAUUAUCAUCAUUUGAUGAUAUAUUCUGUAAUCUGCUGAUGCAUCAUCAAAUGAUAAAUACUUUAUCAUCCAACCUUUGUCAUCUCAUUACAAAAAGUAAUGAUAUAAAUAGACCUAAAUGUAGAAACUUAGUCUUUAUUCUGAUGAGUCUAACUCAAUAAGCUAAACGCGCCUCGAGAGACAGUGUCUUUUAUCUGGUGUGGGAAAAGUUUAUUGUUUUGGUCACUACAUUAUUGGAAUGUUUCUGCGCGGUUUUAUUACAUUGGUGAUAGGCGUGGCUUCGUUACUAUUGGUGCAACAUCUGUGUUGAACUUCUAUCGCCUUAAUAUAUACUCUCAGAUAGUUUUGUCAAGUACUUCUAUUUCUUCAAACAGGAUAACGCAAGUGCCUUCUUUCAAUACAUGCUAAGCUACAGCUUAUUUGUAGGUUUGCCCAAGGCGACAAUUUCUCUUGUGUUCAGAGAGCCGGAAACUUACACUUGUUUUCGUAGUUCCGAUGCAGACUGACCUGCAGCUACAAAGGGAUCCGGUAUACCCCUGGUGUUGCUGAAGACUCUCUAAGUUCCUUGUCUAAUCUUAGUUUCCGUUGGCGUGAAUAUUGGUUUCACACUGUGAUUAUCUAGAAUUUUUCCAAUCCAGUUUGUAACAUAGAGGAUCAAAGUUUUUUCAUUAACGAAGCUCGCUGGAGUUACUUUGGCAUUGUCUUUCCUGGGUCGCCUGCUUGAAUUCUACUUCUCAUUCCCUUUGAAGGCAAGUUUUCGUUUUUUGAGUUUCAUGGGAAGACUCAAGUUCACAGAUGCGUCGGAUUCUCUCAACGUUUUAAUUACAUUUUUCUUUGAGAUGGAUAAGGAAUAGAAAAAACAGGCAAUACAACCAGGAGAGGGUAACUCUAGUAAGGUCUAUUAUUCUGGAGAAACACAGUUCGAAACCAAUAUUCAGUCAAACGAAAACUAAGGACUCCAGAGAGCCUUCAGGAGCACCUUUGGAAUAAAAUUGGAGAAACAUUCCAAUAAUGAAUCUGCUUUGACGACAACUAGAGUACUUCGUCCGCUGCCUCAUCAUCUUUGAUGUCUACAGCAUAAAAACCUGCAGACAAUUGCUAACAAACCCGAAAAAUGUCCAAUUUUUCUGACAGCAGUAUAUGACUGCUCAUAUAUAGAUGAAAAUGAAAUUUGAAAUGAUAAUUCAUUUACAAGGGAGUUAUAAAAGAUUUGAUAUGUGUAAUGUAAUAGUCUUGUUUAAAUUAUGAAAUGUUUUUAUUUAUGUUUCUGUCAAUUUUGUGAAUAACAAUUGAAUUUUACUAGUAGAUUGGAAGUACCAUCAGUUUUCGUUGUAAGGUAAAUUGAGACAAAAAAUAUUUUUGGUGAAUAAAUAGGUAAAUAAUUAGCCUCUUUCCCCAUUUUGUUAAAAAAGCUACAGGGUUUCAGAAUGAAUUAUGUUUCAAAACAAGCUAAGUACACUGAGAAAUUAGUAAAUAUUGAAAAUGAAGCUAAUAUAAAACUUAUCAGAAUUCAGAAACUCAAUAAGUGGAAUAAAGCUGAUGGUACUAAAAUGUUUGUAUUUGCCUUUGGAAUCUGUAGAUGAUUUUAAGCAAAUAGGUUUUAAAUCACGUAUACCUUACUAUCAUUGUAUCAAUUCAGAACUAUUUUCAUAUAGUUCAUAUUUUACUGUGGCUAGUCUCAAUAAAUAGAUUUGUACAUUUUGAGA
This is a messenger RNA of Leptinotarsa decemlineata (Colorado potato beetle), 4247 nucleotides long. RefSeq names its product gametocyte-specific factor 1 homolog. The record is from RefSeq and is a predicted model, not a curated record. NCBI's taxonomy places the organism in Eukaryota, Metazoa, Arthropoda, Insecta, Coleoptera, Chrysomelidae.